UUCUUUCCUGAGAGAGAAGUUGAGGUGCGUUUAAGUCCAGGCUACAAAGUAGCUUCGACUUCUCUUCACUCAUGGCUGAUCAGGCUUUUGUGACGCUGGCUACGAAUGACAACUAUGCAAGAGGAGCUAUGGUUUUGGGCAAGUCCCUACAUAACCACAACACAUCCAAGAAGCUGGUGGCACUCAUUAGUCCACAAGUAACAGAACCUUGCCAGUCCGUGCUGAACAGUAUCUACGAUGAGGUGCGGCUGGUAGAUGUGAUGGACAGUGGUGAUGAGGCAAACCUUGCUUUAUUGAAGAGGCCUGACCUGGGUGUCACCUUCACCAAACUCCACUGCUGGACCCUCACACACUACUCCAAAUGUGUUUUCAUGGACGCAGACACUCUGGUGCUUUCAAAUAUAGACGAGCUGUUUGACAGAGAGGAACUGUCAGCUGCUCCUGAUCCUGGCUGGCCUGACUGCUUCAACUCCGGCGUGUUUGUUUUUUGUCCUUCCAUGGAGACAUAUGGCAAACUGCUUCACUAUGGAACACAGCACGGCAGCUUUGAUGGGGGAGAUCAGGGUGUUUUAAACAGCUUCUUCAGUGACUGGGCAACAGCUGACAUAUCAAAGCACCUCCCCUUCAUAUAUAAUCUCAGCAGCAUCGCCAUCUACACUUACUUUCCAGCAUUCAAGCAAUACGGUGGCAAUGCCAAGGUUGUUCAUUUCCUUGGAAAGACCAAGCCGUGGAGUUACACAUUUGACCCCAAAGUCAAAAAGAUUACAGGCAAUGUGCACGAGGCCACCACACAUCCAGACUUCCUCCUGCAAUGGUGGAUGCUGUACUCCAGUGAGGUGGUGCCCAUGCUGCAUGAGCACUACGGAGACCAGUCUUUUCACUCUGGAUGUGUGGAGUUCCAGUAUAGUGACACUGUCACUUUUGAGAAUGUACAGGAGGAAACCAGCCCGUCAGAAGCAGAGGCAGUUCCACCAGUCUUGUCCUCAGAAGAAAGGAAGCAGCAAUGGGAGCAAGGUCAGGCUGACUACAUGGGAAUGGACUCCUUUGACAAAAUCCAGAAAAGGCUUGAUAGUUUUCUUAAAUAAGAAGGGAAUGAAACAGAUUCUCAAAAUGGCGCUCAAAUUGUUGCAAAACUGGUUGUAUUUUUUUCUUUCUACAAAUUUUCCUGAUUUCCAUUUAGCACCACACCAGAGACUGUGAUGAUAAAUGAGAAGACUAUAUAAAUAUUAGGCAACAAUGGAGGCCAGACGUUUACAUGCACCCUGGCUAACUUUCAAACUCAAACUUCUACAACGACACGUAUUUCAUGCUGCCAAACAGUACACGUCUUAACUGGAUUAGAAUGUUACUUCAUUUCCAUUUUUUUUUUCUUUUUUAAAGUUAAUUAUUUAGUUACAAGAUGGGUUUAUUUCUGUUUUUAUUCACUAUAAAAGAUUUUCAGUGGGACAGUCUUACACACAGUUGGCUAAUUCCAGAAAUGGAUGUUUAAUUCAAUUCAAAAGGUUUCGAGUGACUAAUUGACUUCAGGGUUGAGCAGUUGAAUGAGACCAUCAUAAAUCACUGAUGGCUGUCUCAUACACAUUUAAUUCAUUGUCCUGGCCAUAAGAAAAAUAAUUAAGUUUUUAUUAAUGCUGGGGAUUUCCUCAGAGAACACUGAAUAUGUACUUUCAAGUGCAUCACCCAGAGAGUGCAAAAAUUAAGGAUGGUGGUGAGUGUUUAUUUGAAGCACUGUGCAUGGUCUGAAUCAAGGCAAACAGAUAACUGCAGUCCAGGGGCCCUCAUUUAUAAACUGUAUGUAGAAAAGGUUCUAAAUGCUGUUCUAUGAAGAAGAUUUAGUAUGUGUGUAAGU
Molecule: messenger RNA, 1849 nt
Organism: Thalassophryne amazonica
Lineage: Eukaryota; Metazoa; Chordata; Actinopteri; Batrachoidiformes; Batrachoididae
Gene: gyg1b
Product: glycogenin 1b
Exons: 8
Coding region: 72-1085 (337 amino acids)
Cellular component (GO): cytoplasm
Molecular function (GO): glycosyltransferase activity
Source: RefSeq, a predicted model, not a curated record